This is a messenger RNA of Anopheles arabiensis, 3604 nucleotides long. It is a transcript of the gene comm2, whose product is annotated as protein commissureless 2 homolog. The record is from RefSeq and is a predicted model, not a curated record. The transcript is spliced from 2 exons. Lineage: Eukaryota; Metazoa; Arthropoda; Insecta; Diptera; Culicidae. The coding region runs from base 977 to 2191 and encodes 404 amino acids. Gene Ontology annotation, biological process: axon guidance.
GUUGUUCUGUCCCGCAUUCGCGCUAACCUAGCCCACAGUGCAGCUGCGAGACGAAAUGCCACAGCACGAGCGCAGCCGGCAGCGCUCAUCAGACGCGACCCUUCACGCACUGCCCUCAGUACGAAAGCAGGCUUGCGACCGACCGGGUGCGCAUACGUGUAGAUACGACGCUUCCCUCGACCGAAUUUCCGUACCGUUGCUCGCCCUCGCAAGGAAGAGAAAACGAACGUACGAAAAAAAAGCAAAACGAUCGAAAAUUGCCGUGCGAUUUUAAACGUGAAACAAAUUAAAAAAACGAAAUAACUGUGAAUAAAUCAAAUCAACAAAGCGAAAAGUAAGUGUCGCAUUUAAAACCAACAGCCACAGACGUAGAAAGGCAGUAGUGCAGUGAAAAGGAGUCAUUUAGCUAGAUGAAAUCCUUUGCAAACGUGUGAAAUUCGAUAACACUCACUUUACAUACCCACACGCACACGCAUUUGGUUUGUUUUUUUAUGCUUCUUCUUGUGGCGGAUUCGGUUUAAGUUGCCCUUUACGCCAUUUAAACGCAAAUCGGUUUUGUGUGUUGGAGCUGAAAUAAUCUCUUGCACAAAGUGUAUGUGUAUGCUUCCCGGCUUAUCCCCUGUGAAACCGAGCCUAACAACAAACCGGUGUGCCAGUUGGUUGUGUUAUCAAAGUCGAGUAAGUUGAUCUGUGCCCCGCGCCUUGCUGUUGAUGAGAACGAAUAUUCGAAUCCGAAGUUCGCACAGCAGAGAUUAAGCGAUUUUUGGAGUGAAACAAUUGUGCAUCUGUGUUCUGAAUCCGCUCAAACGAAAAUAAAAUAAAAAGGAGCAAAUUGCUGCGUGCAAUCAACCUCAUCCAAGUAGUCGACGACAAAGUGUGCCCGUGAGUGCAUGUGGUGUCUGGCUCUGUCAAUGUGUUGUUGUUGACAGUGUGUGUUUUUUGCAAUAAAGUUAUUGAGUGCGUUUGCGGAUCGAAAAUGAUCGAAAACUUCGAGUCCAAGAUUACCUUCGAAAUACCGACCAAUCUCGACUUUGACAAGCUGAUCCGGGGCAACAACUACACGCUGUUCUGGCAGAACCUGCACCAGCAGCAGCAGCAGCAUCACUACCAGGGCACCGUCGCCAGCGGUGCGGCAGCCCGGCUGGCCGCCGUCGGUACGGCCGGUGCGUCGGCCGCCACCGCAGCCGCAGCGGCCACGUUCGGCGGCAUGGGCUCGGACGGCGGCGGCAGCCCGUUCGGCGGUGGGUUCGGUUCGUCCGGCUCGAGCCUGUUCGGGGGCAUCGACUACAGCAACGGCAGCAGCGACUACGGGCUGCUGAACAGCCUGCAAACGUUCGCGAACCGGGGCCGGGAUGGGCUCGGAGUGGGCCCCGGCACCGAGCAAAUGCUCGACCCGACGUACGAGCGGUUCAUCGGUGACGUCUGGGUCGGCAUCGUGCUCACGCUCAUGAUCCUGUCGUCGAUCUUCUGCAUGUGCUCCUGCUUUCUGUAUCACAAAUUUCGCCAGUGGCAACGAAACGUACUAACGGCACGCUCGCAAACACUUUCCUCGAUGGACAUCGAAACGCCGCCCCCGUACGAUGCGGAAUCCCUGCCGAGCUACACGAUCGUGUCCGGGCUGCCCAGCUACCAGGACGCGAUCGAGCAGCUGAAGCAGAAGCAGAUGAAGUACUACGAACCGGUCAAGGUGCAUCGGCCCUCCGUCAUGAAGCUGUUCGAGUCGCAGGAUCUCCUCAGCCAGUCAGCAGCUCCACCGGCACCGUCAGCCGCCCAGCCGACCACCGCCAAGCUGGAGGAGAUCCGGUACAACUUCGUGCGCCCGCUCUCGGUACAGGACGGCGUGAGUCCACUGCCGGAAGCAACCACUAGCAGCAGCAUCAUCACCACUACCGGCCCAACCGUUCUUCCCGCCGGUUCAUCACAGCAUCCAGCAGCGUCGCAGCCACUGCCACCGCCACCACCGUACAAGAGUCAAAUCUCCACCAUCUCGACCGCCUCGUCUACAGGCGCGGCCGGCGUCGGUGGAGUGGUCGUUGGCAGUAUGGUGGUAGAGCUGCCGGCCCAACACGCCCCGGUGGUCCCGAUGGUCACCACCACGGUCCGGUUGCCGCAGAAGAAGCCUGCUAGUGCGAGCAUUUGCCAGUACACGAUCGAGCACGAGCGACCGGCGGCCGGGGGGGCUCGCAGUUGAAGAACCGAACGGCUCAGGCUAGCCACCAUGCGGUACACUGCGCGAGUGGACUAGGAUACUAAAGGGAUAGAUACAAAACGGUGCAGCAAAACGCAAACGCUCGAGAUGAUUACAAAUCACUGACUGUGUUAUUAACGAUUAAUUUAUAUAGAUAGUAAACGUAAACUUUGGUGGGUGCUCCAUCGGAUGUUGAGCGGAGAGAGAUGUAGGCAGAGUUGAUGCACAACGGGAGAGCUGUGAGCAGUUGUUCGGUUUAGUCUUUCCGGAAGAGUGUACUCCUGUUUUCAGAGUCUUACAGUAUCGUGUUCAUGCGGCUUAAAAAAGGCCUUUGACAGAUGAGGUUAGUGACAGCGAAACGACUCUUCUGCUUGAUCGUGGAGAAGAAGUUCCCCAACAAUCGCAUCCAAUUCUCCAAUGCAAUCAAUCUCAGUUUGCAUCUUCUCCCUUAGCACGUAGGAGAGCUAUUAGAUGUAGUUAAAACGACGUUGAAGUUGAUAGUCAGUGUCCCGGUAGGUCCUGUCAGUAGUCAGGUACCACACGUGAAGUAGGAGCACCGUACCAACCGUACACACACACACGUACACUCUGAUGGCUCCUUUUUCAUCGUACGCAAUUGACUUCCAGUCAGUUCCUGCAUGUACAUGGUACUAGUAGUAUCGAAAAUGCAUUUAGCAAAAGGACCCAACACGAGUCAGACGAUUGAGAAUGGUUUAAGUAACGGACGCGAGGUCUUGACAAGAGAGAGACCCAGACUUCUUACACUUGUACACAUUCUUAUUCGGAUCAGCGUGUAGGUGUGUGUGCGUGUGUAAUUCCCAGUGCGAUAGGGAUGUAUAUCAAUAUAGUAUAGAGAUUGUAGCAAGGUUAUAACAGUCACCGCCAGAUUAGAUGCAUAGAUAUACAUAUAUUUACAAAAACAAAAAUUAGAGUCAAAGAAGAUUGUGUUGCAGUUUUUUUUUGUGUAGAACAUUUCGAACAAUUCCCACACAACCACACACACACACGCAUUCUGUUUUUAAAUAUAUUAUUGCAAGAUAAAAGACCCUAUGUUACGGAAGAAGAGACUGCACGUUCUAGGAGGAGAUGUACCAGAAACUCGAAGACUCGUCCCCCUGAGCAGAUACAUUUUUAUUAGACUGUAGAACGAUGUGUUAGUAAUUGAUAACGAUAGUUCAGGGGAAUGGACGUAAACGGUUUUUCAAUUUAUUAGACCAUUACUGGAGAAAUAAUUGUAACAAAAAAGGAAAAAAGGCACACCCCCAAUUGGACAUUUUUUUGUACGUGUUACCUUCUUGAGGGGGAACAAAAAACCUCCCCACCCUGUUUCGGAAGCGUGUAAAAUGGAAAGUGGAAGCUCAAUAUAAUAAAUUGUGUUUUGCGCGAGUGAAAAUUGGAUGCAAAUUUUAUGUAAAA